AUGAAGUCGCCAGUGUUCUGUGUCUGUUUCUGUGUUUUUGUGUUGGGAGCAGCUCAGCUGUUUACUGACCAAGACCCCAAACAGGCCAUGCGCUGCAAUGUUACCGGUCAGUGGAAGAGUGAGCAGGGCUCCAUGCUGCAGCUGACCUCCACUGGCCCAGAGGUGAGGGGAGUUUAUCACACCGCAGUGGAGACAGCGUUCGGGGCAUCGGGCCACAACCGGGAGUCGAAAGUGGUCGGGGUGGUUGGUGACGGCCCCCAACCCGCCGUUGCCUUCUCUGUGCUGUGGGCGAAAGGGUCAUGCAGCUCCUGGGUUGGCCAGUGCUUCUUGUUGCCAGGUGGUGGUCAGGUUCUAAAAACCCUGUGGAUGUUGCGCUCAGUUGCUGAGAGCUCUUUAGACAACUGGGAGAGUACCAGGUUGGGAGAAGACCAGUUCAUUUUUGUGGGAAAUGUGGGAAGUGCAGAUGGGCACUGAUCUUGAAGUUUACCAACAUCCACAGUUGGUUCCAUUAGAAUUAAUGCUACUGGAGUUGAUUAAGCUUCUGAGCCCUGAUCUAGGAUUGAAUUCCUCUUUUAU
Molecule: messenger RNA, 576 nt
Organism: Colossoma macropomum (tambaqui)
Lineage: Eukaryota; Metazoa; Chordata; Actinopteri; Characiformes; Serrasalmidae
Gene: avd
Product: avidin
Exons: 4
Coding region: 1-474 (157 amino acids)
Molecular function (GO): biotin binding
Source: RefSeq, a predicted model, not a curated record